GCCCCGCUUCCCGGCGAGCAGCCAUGUCCGGGACACGGGGACGCUGCAGCAGCCCGCCGUCCCGCCUGGGCGCCGACUAUUUCGACCAGCCCUGCGUCCGCCUGGCCAAAGCCCUGCUGGGCCAGGUUCUGGUUAGGAAGCUGCCGGACGGACGAGAGCUCCGGGGGCGGAUUGUUGAAACUGAAGCCUAUCUGGGAGGGGAAGACACAGCUUCCCACUCGAGGGGGGGGCGGCGGACCGCAAGGAACGCAGCCAUGUUCAUGCAACCGGGCACGCUGUACGUGUACCAGAUCUAUGGGAUCUACUUCUGCCUGAACGUCUCCAGUCAAGGGGAAGGAGCAGCGGUCCUCCUGCGCUCCCUGGAGCCUCUGCAAGGCCUGGAUGCGAUGAGGGAGCUGCGCCUGGCUCAGCAGAAAGGGGCUGCCCGGCCUCUGGGGGACCUGCACCUGUGUAAUGGGCCCUCCAAACUCUGCCAGGCCCUGGCCAUUGACCGGAGCUUUGAUCAGAAGGACCUGGCCUGCGACCCCACCAUCUGGUUGGAGCCUCAGCUGGAAGCCCUGGGAGAUGAAGUCCUUGUCUGUGCCACACGCGUCGGCAUCAGUGGGGAGUGGGCCCAGAAGCCAUUGCGUUUCUACCUCCGGGGCAGCAAGUGUGUGAGCGUCACUGACAAAAAUGCAGAGGUGGGCCUUCCAACACCACAUAGCACCAUCACGUAGAGGAAUGUUUUUAACGUGCAACAUUAAGCAUGCACUAACAUUGAUGCCAGUAGCGGACUAGAAGUGCUGUUUCAGAUUUAUUUAUGUAAAUAAACAUGUUUUGCUUC
Candoia aspera is the source of this 823-nucleotide messenger RNA. RefSeq names its product N-methylpurine DNA glycosylase (gene MPG). The coding region runs from base 24 to 716 and encodes 230 amino acids. The record is from RefSeq and is a predicted model, not a curated record. The transcript is spliced from 3 exons. Lineage: Eukaryota; Metazoa; Chordata; Lepidosauria; Squamata; Candoiidae. Gene Ontology annotation, biological process: base-excision repair. Gene Ontology annotation, molecular function: DNA binding; alkylbase DNA N-glycosylase activity.